Striga asiatica is the source of this 1980-nucleotide messenger RNA. Lineage: Eukaryota; Viridiplantae; Streptophyta; Magnoliopsida; Lamiales; Orobanchaceae. The record is from the annotation of a GenBank genome assembly.
AUGGGAUCCAACAUAGAGGAAGCGGUUAGGGCCAAAGCAUUUGCCGAGCAGCAGUUCAUGCAGAAAAACUUUGCGGGAGCCCAAAAUUUCGCCCUUAAAGCCCAGAUGCUCUGCCCUGCACUCGAAGGCAUAUCCCAAAUGGUGGCCACAUUCGGAGUCUACAUGGCAUCCGAGGCCAAAAUCAACGGCGAGCCUGAUUUCUACUCUAUCCUAGGGCUGGACCCGUCCGUGGACCGGUCCAAGAUAAAGAGACAGUACAAGAAGCUGGCCGUGCUGCUCCACCCCGACAAGAACAAGACUGUCGGUGCCGAUGGGGCCCUCCGGCUCGUCUCCGAUGCGUGGACCCUUCUGUCAGAUAACACCAGGAGGAGCUCUUAUGAUCAGAGAAGGAAUCUGCUUUCAUCUUCCCAUGGGAGAUUGGAUACAUUCUGGACCGUGUGCACGUCUUGUCACGUUCAGUACGAGUACCUCCGUAAAUACGUCAACAAGCGGCUCUCUUGUAAAAACUGUCGUGGUGUGUUUGUUGCAGUGGAAACUGGGCUGAGCCCGCACGAUGGUGUUUUCCCAUACGGCAAUUACUCGUAUGCACCUGAGAAUGGCUAUGGAGGUCACGGUUCUGGUUUUACUUAUGCGUCAACAGCUACGGGCCGCUGUGGACAAAAUGGGGCUUCCGGGCAUCACACCGGGUACAGAAACGAGUACGUCUCGAAUAUAUCGUUUCAGGGUAACCCCUCUGGGAUUGUGGAUGCUAAUGGACUUUCCUCUUCAUCUUUCUCCUUUUAUCAAGCCAACAAGGAGGGAAGCAAGUCCAUAUCCAAUGGAAAACUUGAGAAGGUUGAUGCAAGCCCCAGCCAGGGCGAAAUACCACGGCCAAAGCGUGGACGGCCCGCCAAGAAGAUAAAAUCAGAGCCUGGAGGCCCGUUCACCGCCGGGCCCGAAAUGAUUGUCCCGAAUAAAAACGCAGUUGAGUUGAAAGCAGCAGCCAAUGGGAGCACAGCACUAAAGUCCGAGAAUCAGGCGAGACGUGCCACGGCUGCCCGUGUGGUCGAUGUCCGGCAGCUGUUGAUUGCGAAAGGCAGAUCCGUUAUCCGUAUGGAACUUGAAGAGAUGACACGGGAAGCUGAGGAGGCGGAGAGGAAAAAAGCACUUGCGAUCGAAUCAAAUGCUGGCUCCAAACUACAGCCGGAAGUCAAAAGAAAUGCUGCUAUGUCGAUCACAGUUCCCGAUUCGGACUUCCGCGAUUUCGACAUGGACAGGUCUGAAGAAUGCUUCAAGCCCAAGCAGAUAUGGGCCCUCUAUGAUGAAGAAGACGGCAUGCCCCGUCUAUACUGCCUAAUCCGUGAUGUCAUCUCGUUAAGCCCGUUCAAGAUUUUUAUAAGCUACCUGAGCUCGAGGUCCGACACUGAGUUCGGGCCGGUCAACUGGUUGGACUCCGGGUUCACCAAAUCGUGCGGGAAUUUCAGGGUGUUCCACUCGGAGACGGUGGAGCAGGUCAACAUAUUCUCUCACCUUUUGAGCCGUGAGAAAGCUGGGCGAGGAGGGUGCGUGAGGAUAUACCCAAGAAAAGGGGAUAUUUGGGCGGUUUAUAAGAACUGGUCUCCCGAUUGGAACAGGUCGACACCAGAUGAGCUGAGGCACCAGUAUGAGAUUGUGGAGGUUGUUGAUGAGUAUUCGGAGGAAAACGGUGUGUGGGUGAGGCCCGUGAUAAAGCUGGAAGGGUUCAAGACGGUUUACCGGAGGAAUGGGGAUGAAGGUGCCGCUUGGUGGGUACCGAGAAGGGAGAUGUUGCGUUUUUCACACCAAGUGCCAUCUUUCCCACUUGAGGUUGAAAAGACGAAAUUGCCCGAGGGGUGUUGGGAUCUCGACCCGGCUGCCACCCCGGAUGAGUUUCUUCGCAGGCAAAUGGAUGUGAAGGAAGAUAAGAUUCGAAACCAGAUUUGCGAUUUGAACCUGGAUGCGAAUGAUGGGAAUUUGGAGUAA